Molecule: messenger RNA, 3100 nt
Organism: Octopus sinensis (East Asian common octopus)
Lineage: Eukaryota; Metazoa; Mollusca; Cephalopoda; Octopoda; Octopodidae
Product: cell wall protein DAN4
Exons: 9
Coding region: 1192-2559 (455 amino acids)
Source: RefSeq, a predicted model, not a curated record
GCGACCGCACAGGACGGACGAACAUCUGGGCAGGACUUUUGCUUUUUGUUUGUUUGUUUUUUCAUCUCCAACAUUUGCCACGUAUCCAUCUGUUCGCAACUAUAUCAGCUUUCCUGUUGCUAACGACAAACAACAUAACUUUUACCGGUAUUUAUAUCCAGAAUAAUUAAACAACAAUUUAUUAAUUUAUUAGCGGCAUUAUAUCAACAAACAUUGUUUUAGUAUCCAAACUUUUGCCGUCGCACAUUUAAUCUGAAUCUAGAUGUUACAUUCCGUACACGAUUUCGUCAUCAAUAUAUUGAUUUUUAGAAAUUUAUUUUAGAGACAAAUACGUAUAUAUAAAUAUACAUGUGUAUAUAUAUACCUAAAGUACAUAGAAGUGUAUGUCUCAUCACUGAUACUUCAACUUCUGCACUUCUGAUUUAAAUAAGAAAAGCUUUUUGUAGUUGGGAAGUGUUUACAUUGUGAGUGAGUGCUUGUUUUAAUUACGUAAAGUUUCUAAUUAUGGUAUUACUUAUCACUCCAAACUAAAAGAAGGAAGUAAAGAAAGAUAUGACAUAGAGCCGAACACGAAAGGAAUAAUCGCACCAAACUUUAAAAACCAACAUAUAUAGUAACAACAAAAACAAGCACCACCAUUACUACUACUAUUACAACCACUUCCGACUCUGACCAUAUUAACUUCUGUUACUACUAUUAUAAGAAGUCUCUCACGGUUAAAAAAAAAGUACAGCAGUAAUAAGAUUAAGGAACCACAGCGAAGGGGACAAUAGAAAAUAAAAAAGAAAAGAUAAAGAAAGAGAGAGAGAGACGAAUUUCUCAAAUUUUAUAAUUCUUUAAUCGCUGUUUUUGUGUGUUGUACGAGGAAGCAAGGAAUUUUACCAUAAUUAGCGCCGUCUUUCUGUGUUUUUAUUUAUAUCGCUUCUAAACAGUUGUGAUUUUUAUCUCUUGUUUAUAUAAAUAUCUCGUGAACUAACCAACACUAGCGAAAGAUUGUUUUGAAAAAGAUUUAAUUUAUCGGUUGUUUACAAAUAUUAAUUGGUAUUAAUAACUGAAAGAUGAGUUUUGGAUCUUCAAUUUAGGCGUGGCUUGUGGUUAAGAAGUUCACUUUGCAACCACAUGGCUUGAGGUUCAAUCCUAAGGAACAACACCUUGGCACCUGUUACGAUUAGUUACUGUCAAAGUUCCAGCAUGCUGCUGUCAAUUCUGUCAGUGCUAACAGCUGUUUCAACUUGCAUCAUACCAGCAUCUGGGCAGCAAACAUGUCAGACUGAAAUUCUACAGAACAGUACAGUUGAUAUUGACAAAUAUUUAAACAACGAACUUCACAUUCUUGCUACAUUCGCCACACUGCCCCCAGAUGCUCUUUCAAAUUGCAUACUUCGAUGUUGUAAUCAAAGUAACUGCUCAUUGGCCAUUCAUAAUGCCACUGAUAACCAUACGUGCACUCUGAUUCAUUGUGUAUCUGAAGAUGCCUGUAAACCAAUUCCAUCUGAUGGGAGUGAAAUGGUAAAAACUAUUAGAAAUAACAUCACAACCACAGAAAGUUUAUCUGAAAACCAAAGUCAGACCACUGAAUCAACUUCGGAUACUUCCACAACUGCAUCUGGAAUCGGUUUGUCAACAAGUAGCAGAGGUGACCAUUCCACUUCUUCACAGCAAUCCACAACUCAAGAUUAUAAUGAUUUUUUAACAUCAAAUAUUGGUUACCCAAUUACUGAAACAUCUCAAUCAACCAAUGAAGUUUUGUCAACCACUCUUAGUGUUUCCACCAGCUCAGUUCCAUCCGGUCAGGAUCAAACCUCAACAACUGAAAGUACAUCAUUACAAAAUACAGACAUAUUUUCUACUAUCCCUGCAAACACCACCAAUCAAAAUUCUAUAUUUAGUAGCACCUCACCCAGUAAUUCUACAAGCAGCUCUUCCAACAUGACCACCACCAACCCUGAAGGAACGACUACCAAUUAUAAUAAUUUUACUGAAAGUUUCAAUACAACAACAACAACUACACUUAUAAACAAUGCAACCGAGAGUUCGAAUUAUACAAUAAUGUCUGUAACUCCAAAUCUGUCAGAGAAUGGAAAUGUCAGUGUAACAGAUGAUGUGAAUGUUACAUUUUCUCAGAGUAACGACACAGAAAACUCUACAAUAGAUGAUUCUACUGAAAGUUUCUAUACAACAACAGCUACACUUAUAAAGAAUGAAAGUGAUAUUGUGAAUUAUACAAGUACUUAUUCUUAUCCUAAUUCAUCAAAUGAUAAAUAUAUGAACGUAACCAUAGAUGAGAAUACCACAUUUUUUCAGAGUAAUAACACCGUAAACUCUACAAUAGAUUCUAACCUCAACCAAAAUGUCACUUCCUCCAAACAAGAAACUUAUUUGAAAAAUGAAGCAGAUUCAAACAAUACGCUUAUGAUAACGGUUCUAAUUGGGACUUUAUCAGUUGGAACUCUUCUCUUUGUUGCCGUAAUUGUGGUCAUCAGCAAAAAAAUAAUCGAUGGCUGGCAGAAGCGACAUUAUUCUAGAAUCGAUUAUUUGGUCAAUGGCAUGUACAACUAAGCUGAUUUAAGAUCUACAUACGCAUGCACAGACAUGUAUAAGUACAUAUGUACAUACUAUAUAUAUGCCUAUACACAUACAUACAUCCACAUUAAAAUCAUAACUAGUCUUCCAACUAAGACAGUAUAAUUCUUUCAUAUUUAUGCGUAUUCUUUAAGUUCCUUUAAACCAUUAUCUUUAAUUGAAAUUAUGACCAAACUGGGGUUAAGGUUAAAUAACUGUGAUAAAAGCCAGAGAUCAAGAAAUACAUUUCUGAGGGAUUUUUGUUGUAGAUGAUACCAAGUUUGAUGACAUUUAAGACACUUUAUUUUCAAAAAAUGCCUUAAAGAAACAUGUCACUUCAUGUCCCUAUAAGCUUUGAUGCACUAAGUACUAAUUUUCCUGGAUACGUGCAACUGAAACUGAAGUGCAUCUAAUAUACCUAUAAGCCUUUUAUGCCAUCAAUUACGGUAAUUUUUUAUUGAUAUUUUCUUAAGCCAAUGUUUUUCAAUAUGAUGAAAGAUUAAGGUGAUGGAGUGGAAUAAACUAUUAGGGACUUGGA